This is a messenger RNA of Orbilia oligospora ATCC 24927, 1773 nucleotides long. RefSeq lists its product as uncharacterized. Bases 1 to 1773 code for a protein of 590 amino acids. Lineage: Eukaryota; Fungi; Ascomycota; Orbiliomycetes; Orbiliales; Orbiliaceae. The transcript is spliced from 2 exons. The record is from RefSeq and is a predicted model, not a curated record.
AUGUUCAAGUCCCAAUUCUAUUUCCUUGUGUUUCCUAUGCCAUUAUGGACUCUACUGUGGAGUCUGUACUUCAUAAAUGUUCAUGGCGCCCUUUACCUUGAAAUGCCAUUUGAUACGAGCAAGUCUUUCGGAUACGACGGUCCAUGGUAUACAGUCCCUGUGGCCAUCGGCAGCAAUGAACAAAUUGUCAACCUUUUCCCAGGAAGCCAGUGGGCCCCUACAAUCCUAUCUACUACUGUCUGCGAGGAUAUCCCGGAUUGUGUAUCUAAAAAGGGCGGUCUUUACAACUAUGAAUCAGACACAAGCACUUAUCCGAAUACUAUCGGAUUCAACGCGAAAGGAGUAGACACAAUACCCUAUGGGUCGCUCUUUGAUGCUGAAGGACAAAACUAUGGGCAAUUUGCCCAAAUCAAAGUCGGGAAUGGCUUUUCUCGUGUCACUAUUGCAAAUGCGUCUAUUUCACGGGUAGAAAGUGUAUCUCUAUUCUACGGGAGGAAAGAAGUCGGCAUGAGCAACGGAUUCUUGACCUUGGGAGCUGUAGAUGAUGCACAUGUCUUCGGAUCUUAUCGUCCAGUUAUACCUCUAAACAAUCUCGCUAAGACCGGUGUGAUCGCAUCACGGUCGUGGGGAAUGCAUUAUCCAUCCGCAAAACUCAAUCAGCUUCCUUCACUGGUUUGGGGGGGUUAUGAUAGAUCUCGAAUCUCUGGGCCAAUUGAGCGUUUUGAUGCAGACUCCAACGCUGUAAAGAAAAUGGAUCUAAUAGGCAUGAAUAUCGAUACAGCAAUAGGAAAAUCACCUUUUUCUUACCAAAAAAAAUCAAACCUUUUGGUCAAUCCUUUGUCGAAUGGGAAGGAUAAGGUUCUAAGGGUAGAAUUGGAGUCAGCCUUGCCUUAUCUAGUGCUCCCUCAGGAAACCUGCGAUGCUAUUGCCGAAGAAUUGCCUGUGACAUUCGACAGAACUACGGGUUUCUAUUUCUGGGAAACAAGUAACCCGCUGUAUCAGGGAAUAGUCACGUCUUCGUCCUACCUCUCCUUUGAUUUUCGGGUUUCAGCUUCUCAGAAUUUCACAAUCAAGAUACCUUUUGCACUUCUCGAUCUCAACCUGACGGCUCCACUCGUCACGACUACUCAAGCCUACUUUCCUUGUAUGGGUGCCAUACUUGACACCGAGUCCGGUGACGGAGCUAUUCUGGGGAGAGCAUUCUACCAAGCGGCCUUUAUCGCUCAGUCUUAUGAAACCCGCAAAUUCUGGAUCGCUCAGGCGCCUGGGCCAUCCUAUACCAGUCCAGAUAUUCGAAGUAUUAGUAAGACAGAUAUAAGCCUAGACGCGCCUACCUCGAGAGACGAUAUAUGGAUACAGAGCUGGAACUCCACCUGGAAGGUUGUCCCCUUUGAGACUACGCAAUCUCCUCCUUCAGAGAGUUCCUCCGCAUCUUCACCUACAUCAAAAACGGGGGCAGGAAUCUCGACUGGGGCAAUAGCAGGUAUUGCGGCUGGAGCAGGUACCGUGGUUCUACUCAUUAUUUUGUUUCUAGUUUGGCGCAGAAAAAAGAGGAUGGUCUUAUUACCAUCAAUGCCAACACCAUCAUUGAUACCCGUAUCCCCAAAGAGCAGUUCCCCCAACCACCAGCAACAAUAUCGAUAUCCACAAGCACACCUAAAUCCCAGGCAUGCUUUUGCUCCAUGGGAGCUGCCAGGUAAUGGAUCGGAGCGAUGGAAUGUUAGUAGGGAGUCGGGGUCUCAAAACCCACCUCAGAUUUAUGAAUUACACUAA